AUGUCCAGCGACAAGAAGUCAAAUGAAUUGGAUACAAAUCCUGCGCCAGAUCCUCAAGCACCAAUAACCCGCAAAGGUUUUCUAAUAUCACUCAAGAACAGCGGCACGCCCAUGCCCAUACCGGAACAAAAUGUGUAUGGCCGUUGCCGUCCAGUUUCCGAAUUCGAGAAGCUCAACCGCGUGGGCGAAGGCAGCUAUGGUAUUGUAUAUCGAGCGCGCGACACUCGCAGUGGAGAAAUUGUGGCUCUGAAGAGAGUGCGCAUGGACCAGGAGAAGGAUGGCUUGCCUGUAAGUGGACUGCGUGAGAUAAUGAUACUAAAGCGUUGUCAGCACGAGAAUAUUGUACGACUGCGAGAAGUUGUGGUGGGCAAAAGUCUGGACAGCAUCUUCUUGGUAAUGGAUUUCUGUGAGCAGGAUCUCGCUUCGGUGCUGGAUAAUAUGUCACAGCCAUUUACGGAAUCGGAGGUGAAGUGCAUAACGCUACAAGUGCUGCGCGCCUUGAAGUAUAUGCAUGAACGUUAUAUUAUACAUCGAGAUCUGAAGGUCUCCAACCUACUAAUGACGGACAAAGGCUGCAUCAAAGUGGCUGAUUUUGGCCUCGCUCGCUUGUUUGGCGACCCCCCAAAGCCAAUGACCCCACAAAUGGUCACCCUUUGGUAUCGUGCACCGGAGCUGUUGCUAGGCUCUAGAACUCAUACGACGUCGAUUGAUAUGUGGGCUUUCGGUUGCAUUCUGGGAGAGCUGUUAUUAGGAAAGCCGCUGCUGCCGGGCACCUCGGAAAUUGCACAGCUAGACAUGAUUAUUGACCUGCUUGGCGCUCCAUCGGAAUCGAUUUGGCCCGGCUAUAAAGAUUUGCCUGCCGUACAGAACUUUACGUUUAGCCAACAGCCGUACAAUAACUUAAAAACGAAAUUCCAAAUGAUUGGUCCAGCGGGCAGAAGCCUGCUAAACUCGCUAUUCAUCUACAAUCCCAGCACGCGAGGCACAGCCGAAGACUGCUUGAACAGUAAAUAUUUUACUGAGCCGCCACAGCCUUGUGAUCCGCGCAUGAUGCCCACAUUUCCACAGCAUCGCAAUAAUAUUGCGCCUCCGCAACCGCCAACCUCUGCAGAUAUUCCCAUUUCUCAUUUACUGGAUGUGUUUAUUAAAAGACAGCGUUUAGAAUAAAAACCUAGUUAAAAAA
Molecule: messenger RNA, 1183 nt
Organism: Drosophila arizonae
Lineage: Eukaryota; Metazoa; Arthropoda; Insecta; Diptera; Drosophilidae
Gene: Cdc2rk
Product: cyclin-dependent kinase 10
Biological process (GO): regulation of mitotic cell cycle; protein phosphorylation
Cellular component (GO): nucleus
Molecular function (GO): cyclin-dependent protein serine/threonine kinase activity; ATP binding
Source: RefSeq, a predicted model, not a curated record